AUGCGCCCUGGCUCCAUCUCCCUCUCUGCCACUUCCCUCUCUACCUCUCUGGCUUUCCCCGUCUCCCUCCCUGCCUCUGCCUCUCUCCUGGCCCAGGCCCUGCCACCCCUGGCAGGACCCCUGGGUCCACUUAGGUCCCUGGCCAGUGAUGAGCCAGUUGGCGGGCGCCCUUCCCCCGGCAGGCGGGCUGGACAUUGUGACUGCAGCCAGACCUGGCUGGUCUCUCUCUUUCUCUCUCUCUUUGAUCUCAGGGGGUCCUUUUUGGAGUUUAUUGUAUUUUAUUGUACUUGGUGGGGUGUUUGGGGGUGGGGGGAGGAGAAGAGCUUGUUCUCAUGGGCUUUGUUGGUACCUUCAGAAACUUUUACCAAAGUCGUGUUUAGCUGCUUGUGGCGGCAGCCCCCUGAACCGCCUCUGGGUACUGGGGGGCUGGGCUGGGGGCUGAGCCGUGGGGGCUCAGGCCACCACCUGGGAGACACUAGUCCCAAAGGUGGGCUCUGGGGGUGGGGGAUUGCUCCUCCCUCAGGGCUGGAGACUGGCCAAGCUUGCAGGGGUGAGUGGAGGACCUCAGGGGGUAUGGAGGAAGCCCAAGGGGCCAUGGCCACACAGGGUGGCCUUCAGGGACAGUAG
Molecule: messenger RNA, 627 nt
Organism: Rangifer tarandus platyrhynchus (Svalbard reindeer)
Lineage: Eukaryota; Metazoa; Chordata; Mammalia; Artiodactyla; Cervidae
Source: the annotation of a GenBank genome assembly